GUUGCAAUCCUGCAUGUAAAAGGACAUUUUUAAGCGUAGUAAGAUAUAGCGCUAACAUUUAGAUUAAAUGCUCGUUACCGGAGUUUAAACAACACAUGUUAUCUGUGAAAUGGCCUCUGCUGCUACACCUAUUUACCUUAGGAGACGCCGAUCGUCACCACUUGUUCUAACUGAAGGCGAUGCACUAAGCUUGCUACAUGAAAUUCGUCGCAGUAAGUCAUAAUGACAGAAGAAUAUUACGAUGUUUUGUACAUGAGGUUUGUCUGACAAAUUACGGCCCGAAAAUAUUUCAGACGUAGUAAACUUCCUUGAAAUUCUACGAUCAAGUCUAAAAAACCCUGAUAACGUCGGCAUGAUCCUUCGAGCCGACUUUCUACCACUGCUAGAGGAAUGUCUCACCCACGAAGACGCCCACAUACGACGGAGCGCUGUGUGGACUUUGUGUUUUGUAACUAGGAACGAUCCUGAGCUGAGAGGGCACUUUAUAAAGUACAUAACAAGGAUUGUCCACUUCCUUGAAAUCGAGUUAACUGACCGAUGUUUUCAAGCGGACUGCCUAAAGCUUCUCGCCAAUUUUGCAGGCGAUAGCGCGAAAGGACGCGACUCACUCCUGGAAGAGGUCUCAUGCCCCGAUUCAUUGCUAGACCUCAUUAACAAAAUACUGCACCCUCAGCUGCUUCAGGAAAUUGCUUAUUUAAUGCGCUGCAUAACGGAACACGGUCCCCAUAGUUCUGGUCUUGCUUUAAGGGACGCUGUAUUUACAAUACUAAACUGUAUACUAGCCCUCGACACAAAUUGUGACUGCUGGGUAAUAAAAAACGUCUGCCGAGCUUUUCUAAACGUUCUACGCUUCCCGACAUCAGACACCAUUCAGAUGGUGAAAGCAAAUAAUGUAGUACGUAAACUGAUUUGGCACAGUACGCACGCCCAGUCCGACAUGAAAUGUACAAGGUUGUGUUUUGCGACUGUAAUACAGCUAAUAGUCAUUCUGUUUCACGGAGAUAACGAUACGUGUCAGGAGUUCAUAGAUCAAGGCGCAUUACGUGUUCUAUCGAUAGUUGUGGAAGAGGAUCGAAGUGAACUUUUCUAUCAUAUAUGCGUCGCUAUCGCUAAUGUAUUUGCAUGCGAUCCGCCUCAGAUCCAAUGUGCGAUCGAUAACAUGUUGCUGACAGAGGUUAUUCGCCAGCUGGAACACGGCGACCUGAGAAUUCAGCGCGAAGCAGGUUUCGCACUUGGUAGCUUCUUAGACGGUGCUCACAAGGAACAAGUCCUGCAGGCUUUUGAGCAGGGAUUGGUACCGCCACUAAUCCAGCAGCUACAAUCUUACGACCCCGAAACCGUUUAUGACACGCUUGUAUCUUUGUUCAAGCUCAUGUAUCAUGCAAUCGAAUUAAAGAGGGAUGAGGAAUUCCUACAGGAAAUGAUUGAGUUCGACAUUAAAACGCAUAUAGAGGCCUUAGGCAACGACAGAAAUGAAACCAUUGCAUGGUUGGCUAAACAUUUUAGUUAUCAUUUCCUCCUCUCCAAUUAAGUUAUUCUGUAUCACCAGAAUAGGAUGGAUUAGAGGACCAGAAAGAUAGUUUAAUCAUAUUACCUUGCCUUUAUAUCUCUAUGCCAAUAACCAUGGAAAAUAUCAACAGCUUCAAACACAUCGACUCAACAACUAAAUACUUGUGAAUGAAUAGUAAAAGAAGGCUCGCUUAUUCUGGGAAUAUCUAACGUUACAUCUAUUGUCGCAUUAUGCAGAAAAAUACUAAUGUUGCUUCUUCAAUAUGUAUAUUCGAAACACAUACAUGAGACAUGACAUGGUGUGUAUAAUGAUGUAGAAUGAAAAUAAAGUGGUAGAGAAUAACAUUAAGAUGGUGGAGUUGAUCAGUUUUUAGAAAUACCGUUAACCUUUUCGAGCCUUGGCGCCCACCAUGGCUAGACCCGUAACUAAAAGACUUUGUUAAGUUCUCUGCUUUUCACGACUUCGCAAUGAGUAGUCUGACCCUAUUGCAAAAGCGUUAAGACAUUUCAGUAGAGCUUCCGCGGAAACACCUAUUCUAGGCAUGACGAGUUUGAGGCAGUGUCUUUAGCUUGACAAUUUUGUUUCCCCGGUUCCUUGGCGUCACGUUUUCCCAAUUUAAAUUCCACCUUACUUAGUUGUAUAUAUGUAUUACGCAUUUCCCAUAAUAAGCAAGAUCCUAUCAAAAAUUUCCUAUUAGAACACAAUUUGACGUCGCAUAAUCUUUUAACUCGCAAAACCUUUACCUUACGGAGUGUUUUUUUUAUGCUCAUCAAUAUAGUGUAGGAACUUUUGCACUUACAUGAAAUUCAUCAUGGAAUUACAAAGGUGCCACUUUUACUUUUAAGUCAGCUAUAGUGAUUGCAACAAUGUAUAGAAUAACAAUGGAACGACGCCGCAAUUUCUGUUGAUGCUGUUUCUGAAUUCGAAGUCUGUCGGAGCUGGUAGGAGUUUUACCGGAGUAUAACAACACCUACUGUUACGUAAUCGUGAACAUAUUGGCGGAAAAGUCUAAGCAUUUGUAACGAUCAUGAGUUUUGUCUAAACCGAACUAAAAGCUUACUCGUUAGAAGACAUUGUGUUUAAUUAACUGAGAUUCUAGAAACAGUUUUAUAACAAAUGUUUCAAAUGUUUGAUCUGUAGGUUAGAAUACCGAAAGUUUUUUUGUGCUGCUCGUUCAGCUGGUUUCAUAUCUAUGGAUAACGUGUCCACCCUAUGACUAUUGUGAAGAUUAAAUAAAGAAUACAGCUGAAUCGCUAUUUCUCGUCGUUAUUUAUUAUUAGUAUUAUUAGCAUUUUUUCUCUUCUUCUCAUUGUUACUAUGUUAUUUACAAAAACAAUACUUACAAAGCUUUCCGUCGAUAAAUAUGAGUCUGCAGCUCGAUUACUAAAAACAUCUACCGCAACAGUCGAUGAGGGUCUCAAAUGAAAGAUUGGCUCGCCUUACAGUAAACGAAUAUUGUGGGGCCUACAUUUUGUUCAAGGGACCAUUUUCAAUGUAUUUUCCGCAGAACGAAACAGAAUAACAUGAUUAAAUGUAAACUGAAAUGUAAAUCCCUGACAUUGG
Messenger RNA from Varroa destructor (honeybee mite), 3073 nucleotides. RefSeq lists its product as uncharacterized. The record is from RefSeq and is a predicted model, not a curated record. Gene Ontology annotation, molecular function: protein binding. Lineage: Eukaryota; Metazoa; Arthropoda; Arachnida; Mesostigmata; Varroidae.